Molecule: messenger RNA, 2856 nt
Organism: Prunus avium (sweet cherry)
Lineage: Eukaryota; Viridiplantae; Streptophyta; Magnoliopsida; Rosales; Rosaceae
Product: threonyl-tRNA synthetase, putative / threonine-tRNA ligase
Biological process (GO): threonyl-tRNA aminoacylation
Cellular component (GO): chloroplast stroma; cytoplasm
Molecular function (GO): ATP binding; threonine-tRNA ligase activity
Source: RefSeq, a predicted model, not a curated record
UUUAUUAAUUUUUAUUUUUGGUGAGAUUUGGCUCCAAUUAGAAGCCUCACCCUUCAAGGCGUCGUCCGAGAAAAAACCCAAUUAGCCAAACCUCCACCACAUACAAAGUCACAAACGCCACUGUCACUCUCAAACUCUCCCCGUAGCUCACAACCCUUUGAAGUAUACAUCUUCAUACUCACUUUCAAAGAAGAUCCAGAUGUUAAUUCUUCAGAGAAUGGCCACUUCUUCUUCUUUCCUCUCAACCCCUCUCCUAAAGGCUUCUUCUUCUUUUCCCACCCAUUUCCUUUCCCCUCUUAAACACUGCGUUUCAGCACCCAGCACAGAGUUCAGGGCUCUUGCCCUUUACAGGAACAGAAAUGGAGUCUCCACGUCUUCGGCGGCUGUGGCUACGGAGACUCAGGUUUCGACCCCAGACGACAAAUUGAAGGAGAACCGGAAGGAGAAAUCUGAUAAGCUAGAGAAAGUCGUGCUUCCAACCAACGAGUCCUCUGAGAGCCUUCUCAGAAUUCGCCACACGUGUGCACACGUGAUGGCCAUGGCUGUUCAAAAGCUCUUCCCAGAUGCAAAAGUGACAAUUGGUCCGUGGAUAGAAAAUGGGUUUUACUAUGAUUUUGAUAUGGAGCCUUUGACAGACAAAGAGUUGAAGAGAAUCAAGAAGGAGAUGGAUCGCAUCAUUGGUAGAAAUUUACCACUUAUAAGAGAAGAAGUUUCAAGAGAUGAAGCUCAGAGAAGAAUAACUGCUCUCAAUGAACCAUACAAAUUGGAAAUUUUGGAUAGCAUUAAGGAAGAUCGCAUUACCAUAUAUCAUAUUGGUAAUGAAUGGUGGGACCUAUGUGCGGGACCUCAUGUUGAAUAUACUGGAAAAAUUAACAGAAAAGCUGUUGAACUUGAGUCCAUUGCUGGUGCUUACUGGAGAGGAGAUGAAAAGAAACCCAUGCUGCAGAGGAUCUAUGGAACUGCAUGGGAGAGUGAAGAUCAAUUGAAGGCAUAUCUUCAUUUCAAAGAGGAAGCUAAACGUCGAGAUCACAGGCGCCUUGGUCAAGUACUUGACCUGUUUUCUAUACAGAAUGAUGCUGGUGGGGGUUUAGUGUUCUGGCAUCCAAAGGGUGCUAUUGUGAGGCAUGUAAUAGAAGAUUUGUGGAAAAAGAUCCACAUAGAACGUGGUUAUGAUCUGCUGUAUACUCCACAUGUUGGAAAGGCAGAUCUUUGGCAGAUAAGUGGUCAUCUGGAUUUCUACAAAGAGAAUAUGUAUGAUCAGAUGAAUAUUGAGGAUGAACUUUAUCAACUUCGACCGAUGAACUGCCCCUAUCACGUCUUGAUUUACAAGAGGAGGCCUCACUCUUAUCAUGAUUUUCCUAUUCGAGUUGCUGAGUUGGGAACAGUAUAUAGAUAUGAGUUAUCUGGAAGCUUACAUGGCCUUUUUCGUGUAAGAGGUUUUACUCAGGAUGAUGCACACAUCUUUUGUCUAGAAGAUCAGAUUAAAGAUGAAAUCAGGGGUGUCCUAGAUCUUACCGAAGAACUUUUACUGCAAUUUGGCUUCAGCAAAUAUGAAGUCAAUCUCUCUACGAGGCCAGAGAAAUCUGUUGGAGAUGAUGAUAUAUGGGUGAAAGCAACAUCUGCCCUUACAGAUGCUUUGGAUGAUAAGGGUUGGAGCUAUCAAAUUGAUGAUGGUGGUGGUGCCUUUUAUGGUCCCAAGAUUGAUCUUAAGAUUGAAGAUGCUCUUGGAAGGAAGUGGCAGUGCUCAACUAUACAGGUUGAUUUUAACCUACCACAGCGUUUUGACAUAACAUAUGUUGACUCAAACUCGGAAAAGAAGCGGCCUAUAAUGAUUCAUAGAGCUGUUCUUGGGUCCUUGGAGCGUUUCUUUGGAGUCCUUAUAGAGCAUUAUGCUGGGGAUUUUCCAUUAUGGCUUUCGCCAGUACAAGCUCAUGUUUUACCAGUUACUGACACUCAGCUUGAUUACUGCAAAGAGGUAACCAACAAACUGAAAGCAAAUGGUAUUCGCGGUGAACUUUGCCACGGUGAACGCCUGCCAAAACUGAUUAGAAAUUCAGAGAUGCUGAAAAUCCCAUUGAUGGCUGUUGUCGGUGCCAAAGAAGUUGAAACUGGCACUGUUACAGUAAGAUCCAGGUUUGGUGGGGAUCUUGGCACCAUGGCAAUUGAUGAUUUUGUCAGUACAAUCAAGUUGGCCAUUGAAAGCAGAGCGUCAAUUUGAAGUGCUUGCAGUUGCUGAAGGGUGGUCAUCCUAUUGAUUUUGAAAGGUGUCUAGUCACAGGAAAAGGCAAAAACGAAGCAGAGUUGAUAACUAAGAGCAAUUUUGUUGCAUUUGUCCUGUACCAUAGUAGCAUUGUACCCAUUUAUUGUUUAGUCAGUGCCGCGAUGGAUUCAUCAUAUUGAAGAUUCAUUUGCAGAGAGCUUGAAGUUGGCAACGAUGCAGAAAGGUAAUCAAAGCUUGAAUCUUGUCAAAGAGAAGAGGUCAUGCUUCCCAAAUUCAUUACAGGUUGCACUUAUAUUUGUAUGGGUCAUGCUAGGGAGACCAACUUGGGAGACCAACUUGGGAUACCAACUCUCUAAUAGAGGUGGAGCCCACCAAUGCAAUGGGUCCCACGCUCUAUUAGAGAGUUGGUAUCCCAAGUUGGUCUCCCAAAUUGGUCUCCCUAGCAUUUUCCUAUUUGUAUAUAUUCACAGACCAAGGGGUAUUAAUGUCAGCCAGACGUGGAUUAACAGUUUACCUGGUUUGCAUUUGGAACUGGAUGGCCUGAUGAAACAUUGGUUCUUUUUUUUCUUUUUUUUCUUUUCAUACUUCUUUGAUACCUAUCGACUUUGAUGUUUUCUUGCUAUACUUUGAAAAAA